AGUGGAAUUAAACCGUACAGCUGUGACUUGUGUGGAAAGUCUUUUAACCAGGCUGGAAGCUUAAAAACACACCAAGUCUUCCACAGUGGAGUUAAACCUUACAGCUGUGAGUUGUGUGGAAAGUCUUUUACCGAGGCUGGACACUUAAAAAGACACCAACUCAUCCACAGCGGAGUUAAAGCAUACAGCUGUGACUUGUGUGGAAAGUCUUUUACCGAGGCUGGAAGCUUAAAAAAACACCAACUCAUCCACAGUGGAAUUAAAGCAUACAGCUGUGACUUGUGUGGAAAGUCUUUUACUGAGGCUGGAAACUUAAAAAAACACCAACUCAUCCACAGUGGAGUUAAACCUUACAGCUGUGACUUGUGUGGAAAGUCUUUUACUGAGGCUGGAGACUUAAAAAAACACCAACUCAUCCACAGUGGAGUUAAACCUUACAGCUGUGACUUGUGUGGAAAGUCUUUUACCCAGGCUGGAGACUUAAAAAAACACCAACUCAUCCACAGUGGAGUUAAACCUUACAGCUGUGACUUGUGUGGAAAGUCUUUUACUGAGGCUGGAAACUUAAAAAAACACCAACUCAUCCACAGUGGAGUUAAACCUUACAGCUGUGACUUGUGUGGAAAGUCUUUUACUGAGGCUGGAAACUUAAAAAAACACCAACUCAUCCACAGUGGAGUUAAACCUUACAGCUGUGACUUGUGUGGAAAGUCUUUUACCAAGUCUGGAAACUUAAAAACACACCAACUCAUC
Messenger RNA from Oreochromis aureus, 753 nucleotides. Its product is annotated as zinc finger protein 596-like. Gene Ontology annotation, biological process: regulation of immune system process; regulation of cytokine production; negative regulation of transcription by RNA polymerase II. The transcript has a single exon. The annotation marks the transcript as partial. Lineage: Eukaryota; Metazoa; Chordata; Actinopteri; Cichliformes; Cichlidae. The record is from RefSeq and is a predicted model, not a curated record.